Molecule: messenger RNA, 14184 nt
Organism: Coregonus sp. 'balchen'
Lineage: Eukaryota; Metazoa; Chordata; Actinopteri; Salmoniformes; Salmonidae
Source: the annotation of a GenBank genome assembly
AAUGUGAUUCUCAGGGGCGUAUCGUUCACUGUGAUUGCCGGCCAGACUGUUGCUCUGGUAGGUUCAACACUUCAGAUAGCCAUUCCUUACUUACAUAAACUAACAUGUGCAUAAAAACACAUGACCUCCACUUUUCAGAUACCCCACAUUUUAACAUCCACAUGUCCUACGUGUGUCUGCAGGUGGGUCAGUCUGGUUCAGGUAAAAGCACUAUCCUCCGUCUACUGUUUCGCUUUUACGACAUCCAGGGAGGCUGCAUCCGUAUUGACGGACAGGACAUAUCCAAGGUGAGCAAACUCAAUAGGGUCUAUCUACGGUACCUACUCAUUCCAGGGUUUUUCUUUAUUUGUACUAUUUUCUACAUUGUAGAAUAAUAGUGAAGACAUCAAAACUAUGAAAUAACACACAUGGAAUCAUGUAGUAACCAAAAAAGUGUUAAACAAAUCAAAAUAGAUUUUAUAUUUUAGAUUCUUCAAAGUAGCCACCCUUUGCCUUGAUGACAGCUUUGCACACUAUUGGCAUUCUCUCAACCAGCUUCAUGAGGUAGUCACCUGGAAUGCAUUUCAAUUAACAGGUGUGCCUUGUUAAAAGUUAAUUUGUGGAAUUUCUUUCCUUCUUAAUGUGUUUGAGCCAAUUAGUUGUGUUUUGACAAGGUAGGGGUGGUAUACAGAAGAUAGCCCUAUUUGGUAAAAGACCAAGUCCAUAUUAUGGCAAGAACAGCUCAAAUAAGCAAAGAGAAAUGACAGUCCAUCAUUACUUUAAGACAUGAAGGUCAGUCAAUCCGGAAAACUUCAAGAACUUUGACUCUAAUGUAUUGAAUAGUAAUUUAACUAUAAUAGUUGUACUGGUGUAAUGGCUCAUAGAAGAAGAAGAGACGAGUGAUUACACACAGACUGCUGGGCUGGAGCGAUGUUUCAGUGUCUCCUAACUAUAUGUUUCAGUGUCUCCUAACUAUAUGUUUCAGUGUCUCCUAACAAUAUGUUUCAGUGUCUCCUAACAAUAUGUUUCAGUGUCUCCUAACUAUAUGUUUCAGUGUCUCCUAACAAUAUGUUUCAGUGUCUCCUAACAAUAUGUUUCAGUGUCUCCUAAUAAUAUGUUUCAGUGUCUCCUAACAAUAUGUUUCAGUGUCUCCUAACUAUAUGUUUGUCACACCCUGGUUCUGGGACUCAUUAUGUUGAGCCAGGGUGUGUGCAGUCUAUGUGGUUUGGUUCUAUGUUGGGUGUCAAAGUGUUGUAAUUAUGUUGAUUAGUCAUAUGACUCCCAAUCGGAGGUAACGAGUGUCAGCUGUCGGCUCGUUAUCUCUGAUUGGGAGCCAUAUUUAUUCUGUAUGUGUUCUUGUGGGCAUUGUGGGUUAUUGUUCCGUGUUUCAGUCGUUGUACUGUGGACUUCACGAGUCGUCUUUUGUUUUGUAUUUUACGUGCUUUACUCUUAUUAAAGUCAUGUUCGUUCAACGCGCUGCGCUUUGGUCUCCUUCACUCCUAGACGAUCGUGACAGAAUAACCCACCAAAGAAAGACCAAGCAGCGCGUCCAGGAGCAGAGGGUCUGGACAUGGGAGGAGGCGCCGGGUCAGGAGAGAACGUUGGUGGAUGUCCUCCUCGGCUGGGGACAUAUUACCCAGGAGGAGGCCGUCCGGUACCGGAGGGCGAUGAAGGGGGAGAACCUGGCAGGAGAGGAGCAGGGCCAUCGUCGGAAGGACGGGAGGCAACCCCAAAAAGUUUUUGGGGGGGGCACAUGGCUUGGGCGACUGAGCAGCAGGAGGCUGCCACAAGGCAGAUUCAGAAGGCUACCAGGUUAAGGGGGCUGACGGAGGCAGAGAAGGGACGGAUUCAGGAGGCUACCAGGUUAAGGGGGCGACUGGGAAAGGCAGGGAAGGAAGGUGUAGAGGCACGGCGAGAGGUACUGGGGUGUGUAACCAGUCCGGUCCGGCCCGUUCCUAAUCCCGAGGUACAGCCAGUCGUGUGUGUCCCCAGUACGGUACGGCCUGUUCUGGCCCCUCGCACUAAGUGUACGGUGCGCGUCGCCAGCCCAGCCCGGCCUGUUCCUGAGCCUCAUACGAAGCCUACGGUGCGCGUCGCCAGCCCAGCCCGGCCUGUUCCGGCCACUCGCACCAGGGAUACGGUGCGCUUCGCCAGCCCGGCCCGGCCUGUUCCGGCCACUCGCACCAGGGAUACGGUGCGCUUCGCCAGCCCGGCCCGGCCUGUUCCGGCCUCUCGCACCAGGGAUACGGUGCGCGUCGCCAGCCCAGCCCGGCCUGUUCCUGCUCUCCGCACUAGGCCUUAUGUGCGUCCCCAGGGCCAAGCAUGCCCUGUUGCUGCUUCCCGCACUAGCCCUGAGAUGCGUGUCCUCAGCCCGGUACCUCCAGUUCCGGCACCACGCAUCAGGCCUACGGUGCGUCCCCAGGGCCAAGCAUGCCCUGUUACUUCUCCCCGCACUAGCCCUGAGAUGCGUGUCCUCAGCCCGGUACCUCCAGUUCCGGCACCACGCAUCAGGCCUACGGUGCGCCUCAGACGGCCAGAGUCUGCCGUCUGCCCAACGGGGCCUGAACUGUCCGUCUGCCCAACGCCGUCUGAACUGCCCGUCUGCCCAACGGCGCCUGAACUGUCCGUCUGCCCAACGCCGUCUGAACUGCCCGUCUGCCCAACGGCGCCUGAACUGCCCGUCUGCCCAACGCCGUCUGAACGGUCCGUCUGCCCAACGCCGUCUGAACUGCCCGUCUGUACUGAGCCUGCAAAGCCGCCCGUCUGCCAUGAGCCUUCAGAGCCGUCCGCCAGACCGGAGCCGCUAGAGCUCUCCGCCAGACAGGAUCAGCCAGAGCCGUCCGCCAGACCGGAUCAGCCAGAGCCUUCCGCCAGACAGGAUCAGCCAGAGCCGUCCGCCAGACAGGAUCAGCCAGAGCCUUCGGCCAGACAGGAUCAGCCAGAGCCUUCCGCCAGACCGGAUCAGCCAGAGCCUUCCGCCAGACAGGAUCAGCCAGAGCCUUCGGCCAGACCGGAUCAGCCAGAUCCGUCGGCCAGCCAUGAGCAGCCAGAUCCGUCAGCCAGCCAUGAGCAGCCAGAUCCUUCAGCCAGCCAUGAGCCGUUCAGCCAGGAUCCGCCAGAGCCUUCCAGCCAGGAUCCGCCAGAGCCAGCCAGCCAGGAUCCGCCAUUGAGUCAGGUGCUGCCCCUUAUCCUGGUGCUGCCCCUUAGUCCGGUACUGCCCCUUAGUCCGGUGCUGCCCCUUAGUCCGGUGCUGCCCCUUAGUCCGGUGCUGCCCCUUAGUCCGGUGCUGCCCCUUAGUCCGGUGCUGCCUCUUAGUCCGGUGCUGCCCCUUAAACCGGUGGGGGUCAUUUGGAGGAACCUACGUAAGCGGGUAGUGACGAUGGUGGGGUGGUGGUCUAGGCCGGAGCCAGAACCGCCACCGAGGAGGUAUGCCCGCCCAGCCCUCCCCUGUUUGGGGGUUUUGAGGCGCGGUCGCAGUCCGCGCCUUUAGGGGGGGGUACUGUCACACCCUGGUUCUGGGACUCAUUAUGUUGAGCCAGGGUGUGUGCAGUCUAUGUGGUUUGGUUCUAUGUUGGGUGUCAAAGUGUUGUAAUUAUGUUGAUUAGUCAUAUGACUCCCAAUCGGAGGUAACGAGUGUCAGCUGUCGGCUCGUUAUCUCUGAUUGGGAGCCAUAUUUAUUCUGUAUGUGUUCUUGUGGGCAUUGUGGGUUAUUGUUCCGUGUUUCAGUCGUUGUACUGUGGACUUCACGAGUCGUCUUUUGUUUUGUAUUUUACGUGCUUUACUCUUAUUAAAGUCAUGUUCGUUCAACGCGCUGCGCUUUGGUCUCCUUCACUCCUAGACGAUCGUGACAAUGUUUCAGUGUCUCCUAACAAUAUGUUUCAGUGUCUCCUAACAAUAUGCUUCAGUGUCUCCUAACAAUAUGUUUCCGUGUCUCCUAACAAUAUGUUUCAGUGUCUCCUAACAAUAUGUUUCAGUGUCUCCUAACAAUAUGUUUCAGUGUCUCCUAACAAUAUGUUUCAGUGUCUCCUAACAAUAUGUUUCAGUGUCUCUCGGUGUCUGUCUCCUAACAAUGUGUUUCAGUGUCUCUCGGUGUCUGUCUCCUAACCAAGUCAAGCUACCCCAUGUGAAUAAAUCAUUGAGAAAGGAAGGCUUGUAAAUAAUGAAUAAAUAACUUUUAUUGUGAUGUGUUGUCGUCGGCCUAAAGUAGUGCACUACACAGGGGAUAGGGUGCCAUUCUCUGGUCUAAAGUAGUGCACUACAUAGGGGAUAGGGUGCCAUUCUCUGGUCUAAAGUAGUGCACUACAUAGGGAAUAGGGGGCCAUUCUCUGGUCUAAAGUAGUGCACUACAUAGGGGAUAGGGUGCCAUUCUCUGGUCUAAAGUAGUGCACUAUAUAGGGAAUAGGGUGCCAUUCUCUGGUCUAAAGUAGUGCACUACAUAGGGAAUAGGGGGCCAUUCUCUGGUCUAAAGUAGUGCACUACAUAGGGGAUAGGGUGCCAUUCUCUGGUCUAAAGUAGUGCACUACAUAGGGGAUAGGGUGCCAUUCUCUGGUCUAAAGUAGUGCACUAUAUAGGGAAUAGGGGGCCAUUCUCUGGUCUAAAGUAGUGCACUACAUAGGGGAUAGGGUGCCAUUCUCUGGUCUAAAGUAGUGCACUACAUAGGGAAUAGGGUGCCAUUCUCUGAUCUAAAGUAGUGCACUACACAGGGGAUAGGGUGCCAUUCUCUGGUCUAAAGUAGUGCACUAUAUAGGGAAUAGGGUGCCAUUCUCUGGUCUAAAGUAGUGCACUAUAUAGGGAAUAGGGUGCCAUUCUCUGGUCUAAAGUAGUGCACUAUAUAGGGAAUAGGGUGCCAUUCUCUGGUCUAAAGUAGUGCACUACAUAGGGGAUAGGGUGCCAUUCUCUGGUCUAAAGUAGUGCACUACAUAGGGGAUAGGUUGCCAUUCUCUGGUCUAAAGUAGUGCACUAUAUAGGGAAUAGGGUGCCAUUCUCUGGUCUAAAGUAGUGCACUAUAUAGGGAAUAGGGUGCCAUUCUCUGGUCUAAAGUAGUGCACUAUAUAGGGAAUAGGGUGCUAUUCUCUGGUCUAAAGUAGUGCAUUACAUAGGGGAUAGGGUGCCAUUCUCUGGUCUAAAGUAGUGCACUACAUAGGGGAUAGGGGGCCAUUUGGGACGCAGCCCAGAGUGGUUCUGGAUGGGUUUACCUCCGUUAGUGAGGAUUAUGUAAUUAGCUAUACUAAGGUCUCUGUGGUUUUUCCUUCACCAUAUGUAUUGCUCCACUUGUAAAUGGAUCCUUCUCCAUCGCUCUCCCAUCUUAAAGAUUGGCCUGUUUUGAUAGUGGACUGAAAUAGAAUUUAGCCGGGAGUCAGUGGGAAUCAGUAAUUCUGUGUGUUGGCAGGAUUGUGAUGUUAGUGAUGGUAAGGAUGGACCUGUGAGGAGCUGAAAUUGUGUGUGUGUAUGUGUUCCUACCUUAUCAGGACCAUAAUGUCCUGACAAGUCACCAGUGUGUGUGUGUGUACGUGUGUGCGUGUGUGCGUGUGUGUGUGUGUGUGUGUGUGUGUGUGUGUGUGUGUGUGUGUGUGUGUGUGUGUGUGUGUGUGUGUGUGUGAGAGAGAGGGAACCUGAAGGAAACAGUCAGUAGUAUAUCCCUACUCAUUUCCAUUUACAUUUACAUUUACGUCAUUUAGCAGACGCUCUUAUCCAGAGCGACUUACAAAUUGAUGCAUUCACCUUGUAGCCAGUGGGAUAACCACUUUACAAUUAUUAUUAUUAUUAUUAUAGAUUUUUUUGGGGGGGUGGGGUGGGGUAAGGGGGGGGUAGAAGGAUUACUUUAUCCUAUCCCAGGUAUUCCUUAAAGAGGUGGGGUUUCAAGUGUCUCCGGAAGGUGGUGAGUGACUCCGCUGUCCUGGCGUCGUGAGGGAGCUUGUUCCACCAUUGGGGUGCCAGAGCAGCGAACAGUUUUGACUGGGCUGAGCAGGAACUGUGCUUCAGCAGAGGUAGGGGAGCCAGCAGGCCAGAGGUGGAUGAACGCAAUGCCCUCGUUUGGGUGUAGGGACUGAUCAGAGCCUGAAGGUACGGAGGUGCCGUUCCCCUCACAGCUCCGUAGGCAAGCACCAUGGUCUUGUAGCAGAUGCGAGCUUCAACUGGAAGCGUCUCCCGAGUGGCGCAGUGGUCUAAGGCACUCCAUCACAGUGCUAGCUGUCCCACUAGAGAUCCUGGUUCGUAUCCAGGCUCUGUCGUAGCCGACCGCGACCGGGAGACCCAUGGGGCGUUCAGGGAUCAGCUGACCUGUCCCCUGAGUUAUGGGACCCACCUUGACAGACAAGUAGUUCUACUGAUGUCAUUUCAACCACCCGCUGGGUAAUGUCGUUUUGUAGUAAUUGUCCCCUGGCUAUAGGUGACCCAGAUCUCUCUCUGUAAUCCUAACCUGUACCAUCCCUGGCUAUAGGUGACCCAGAUCUCUCUCUGUAAUCCUAACCUGUCCCAUCCCUGGCUAUAGGUGACCCAGAUCUCUCUCUGUAAUACUAACCUGUACCAUCCCUGGCUAUAGGUGACCCAGACCUCUCUCUGUAAUCCUAACCUGUACCAUCCCUGGCUAUAGGUGACCCAGACCUCUCUCUGUAAUCCUAACCUGUACCAUCCCUGGCUAUAGGUGACCCAGACCUCUCUCUGUAAUCCUAACCUGUACCAUCCAUGGCUAUAGGUGACCCAGACCUCUCUCUGUAAUCCUAACCUGUCCCAUCCCUGGCUAUAGGUGACCCAGACCUCUCUCUGUAAUCCUAACCUGUACCAUCCCUGGCUAUAGGUGACCCAGACCUCUCUCUGUAAUCCUAACCUGUCCCAUCCCUGGCUGUAGGUGACCCAGACCUCUCUCUGUAAUCCUAACCUGUCCCAUCCCUGGCUAUAGGUGACCCAGAUCUCUCUCUGUAAUACUAACCUGUACCAUCCCUGGCUAUAGGUGACCCAGACCUCUCUCUGUGAUCCUAACCUGUCCCAUCCCUGGCUAUAGGUGACCCAGACAUCUCUCUGUAAUCCUAACCUGUCCCAUCCCUGGCUAUAGGUGACCCAGAUCUCUCUCUGUAAUCCUAACCUGUACCAUCCCUGGCUAUAGGUGACCCGCUAUAGGUGACCCAGAUCUCUCUCUGUAAUACUAACCUGUCCCAUCCCUGGCUAUAGGUGACCCAGACCUCUCUCUGUAAUCCUAACCUGUACCAUCCCUGGCUAUAGGUGACCCAGACCUCUCUCUGUAAUCCUAACCUGUCCCAUCCCUGGCUAUAGGUGACCCAGAUCUCUCUCUGUAAUCCUAACCUGUACCAUCCCUGGCUAUAGGUGACCCAGAUCUCUCUCUGUGAUCCUAACCUGUCCCAUCCCUGGCUAUAGGUGACCCAGACCUCUCUCUGUAAUACUAACCUGUCCCAUCCCUGGCUAUAGGUGACCCAGACCUCUCUCUGUAAUCCUAACCUGUCCCAUCCCUGGCUAUAGGUGACCCAGACCUCUCUCUGUAAUCCUAACCUGUCCCAUCCCUGGCUAUAGGUGACCCAGAUCUCUCUCUGUAAUCCUAACCUGUACCAUCCCUGGCUAUAGGUGACCCAGAUCUCUCUCUGUAAUCCUAACCUGUACCAUCCCUGGCUAUAGGUGACCCAGACCUCUCUCUGUAAUCCUAACCUGUCCCAUCCCUGGCUAUAGGUGACCCAGAUCUCUCUCUGUAAUCCUAACCUGUACCAUCCCUGGCUAUAGGUGACCCAGACCUCUCUCUGUAAUCCUAACCUGUCCCAUCCCUGGCUAUAGGUGACCCAGAUCUCUCUCUGUAAUCCUAACCUGUACCAUCCCUGGCUAUAGGUGACCCAGAUCUCUCUCUGUGAUCCUAACCUGUCCCAUCCCUGGCUAUAGGUGACCCAGACCUCUCUCUGUAAUCCUAACCUGUCCCAUCCCUGGCUAUAUGUGACCCAGACAUCUCUCUGUAAUCCUAACCUGUCCCAUCCCUGGCUAUAGGUGACCCAGAUCUCUCUCUGUAAUCCUAACCUGUACCAUCCCUGGCUAUAGGUGACCCAGACCUCUCUCUGUAAUACUAACCUGUCCCAUCCCUGGCUAUAGGUGACCCAGAUCUCUCUCUGUAAUACUAACCUGUCCCAUCCCUGGCUAUAGGUGACCCAGACCUCUCUCUGUAAUCCUAACCUGUACCAUCCCUGGCUAUAGGUGACCCAGACCUCUCUGUAAUCCUAACCUGUCCCAUCCCUGGCUAUAGGUGACCCAGAUCUCUCUCUGUAAUCCUAACCUGUACCAUCCCUGGCUAUAGGUGACCCAGACCUCUCUCUGUAAUCCUAACCUGUCCCAUCCCUGGCUAUAGGUGACCCAGAUCUCUCUCUGUAAUCCUAACCUGUACCAUCCCUGGCUAUAGGUGACCCAGACCUCUCUCUGUAAUCCUAACCUGUCCCAUCCCUGGCUAUAGGUGACCCAGAUCUCUCUCUGUAAUACUAACCUGUCCCAUCCCUGGCUAUAGGUGACCCAGAUCUCUCUCUGUAAUCCUAACCUGUACCAUCCCUGGCUAUAGGUGACCCAGACCUCUCUCUGUAAUCCUAACCUGUCCCAUCCCUGGCUAUAGGUGACCCAGAUCUCUCUCUGUAAUCCUAACCUGUACCAUCCCUGGCUAUAGGUGACCCAGACCUCUCUCUGUAAUCCUAACCUGUCCCAUCCCUGGCUAUAGGUGACCCAGAUCUCUCUCUGUAAUCCUAACCUGUACCAUCCCUGGCUAUAGGUGACCCAGACCUCUCUCUGUAAUCCUAACCUGUCCCAUCCCUGGCUAUAGGUGACCCAGAUCUCUCUCUGUAAUCCUAACCUGUACCAUCCCUGGCUAUAGGUGACCCAGAUCUCUCUCUGUGAUCCUAACCUGUACCAUCCCUGGCUAUAGGUGACCCAGACCUCUCUCUGUAAUCCUAACCUGUCCCAUCCCUGGCUAUAGGUGACCCAGAUCUCUCUCUGUAAUCCUAACCUGUACCAUCCCUGGCUAUAGGUGACCCAGACCUCUCUCUGUAAUCCUAACCUGUCCCAUCCCUGGCUAUAGGUGACCCAGAUCUCUCUCUGUAAUCCUAACCUGUACCAUCCCUGGCUAUAGGUGACCCAGACUUCUCUCUGUAAUCCUAACCUGUCCCAUCCCUGGCUAUAGGUGACCCAGAUCUCUCUCUGUAAUCCUAACCUGUACCAUCCCUGGCUAUAGGUGACCCAGAUCUCUCUCUGUGAUCCUAACCUGUCCCAUCCCUGGCUAUAGGUGACCCAGACCUCUCUCUGUAAUCCUAACCUGUACCAUCCCUGGCUAUAGGUGACCCAGAUCUCUCUCUGUAAUCCUAACCUGUACCAUCCCUGGCUAUAGGUGACCCAGACCUCUCUCUGUAAUCCUAACCUGUCCCAUCCCUGGCUAUAGGUGACCCAGAUCUCUCUCUGUAAUCCUAACCUGUACCAUCCCUGGCUAUAGGUGACCCAGACCUCUCUCUGUAAUCCUAACCUGUCCCAUCCCUGGCUAUAGGUGACCCAGAUCUCUCUCUGUAAUCCUAACCUGUACCAUCCCUGGCUAUAGGUGACCCAGAUCUCUCUCUGUGAUCCUAACCUGUCCCAUCCCUGGCUAUAGGUGACCCAGACCUCUCUCUGUAAUCCUAACCUGUACCAUCCCUGGCUAUAGGUGACCCAGACCUCUCUCUGUGAUCCUAACCUGUCCCAUCCCUGGCUAUAGGUGACCCAGAUCUCUCUCUGUAAUACUAACCUGUCCCAUCCCUGGCUAUAGGUGACCCAGAUCUCUCUCUGUAAUCCUAACCUGUCCCAUCCCUGGCUAUAGGUGACCCAGAUCUCUCUCUGUAAUCCUAACCUGUCCCAUCCCUGGCUAUAGGUGACCCAGAUCUCUCUCUGUAAUACUAACCUGUCCCAUCCCUGGCUAUAGGUGACCCAGAUCUCUCUCUGUAAUCCUAACCUGUCCCAUCCCUGGCUAUAGGUGACCCAGACCUCUCUCUGUAAUCCUAACCUGUCCCAUCCCUGGCUAUAGGUGACCCAGACCUCUCUCUGUAAUCCUAACCUGUCCCAUCCCUGGCUAUAGGUGACCCAGACCUCUCUCCGCUCCUACAUUGGUGUGGUUCCUCAGGACACGGUGCUCUUCAAUGACAGCAUAAGAAACAACAUCCGCUACGGACGCAUUGGCGCUAGCGACCAGGAGGUGGAGGAGGCUGCCCUCGCUGCGGACAUACACUACAAGAUCCUGUCACUGCCCGAGGGUGAGGAUGAAGAUGAUGAAGAAGAAGAUGAUGAUGAUAAUGAAUAUGAGGAGGAGGAUGAUUUGUGUUGUGUUGCUCUCCACAGGGUAUGAGACCCAGGUGGGAGAGAGGGGACUGAAGCUGAGUGGAGGAGAGAAACAGAGAGUAGCCAUCGCCCGUACCAUCCUGAAGGACCCUCGGAUCAUCCUGCUGGAUGAGGUCAGAGAUAGGGGGGAUCGGGAAGAGGGCAGGUGGGAGGAGGGCAGAGCAAGGGGGGAUCGGGAGAAGGGCAGGGGGGAAGAGGACAGGUGGGAUGGGAGGAAGGCAGGGGGGAAGAGGACAGGUGGGAUGGGAGAAGGGCAGGGGGGAAGAGGACAGGUGGGAUUGGGAGAAGGGCAGGGGGGAAGAGGACAGGUGGGAUGGGAGGAAGGCAGGGGGGAAGAGGACAGGUGGGAUGGGAGAAGGGCAGGGGGGAAGAGGACAGGUGGGAUUGGGAGAAGGGCAGGGGGAAGAGGACAGGUGGAUGGGAGAAGGGCAGGGGGGAAGAGGACAGGUGGGAUGGGAGGAAGGCAGGGGGGAAGAGGACAGGUGGGAUGGGAGGAAGGCAGGGGGGAAGAGGACAGGUGGGAUGGGAGGAAGGCAGGGGGGAAGAGGACAGGUGGGAUGGGAGGAAGGCAGGGGGGAAGAGGACAGGUGGGAUGGGAGGAAGGCAGGGGGGAAGAGGACAGGUGGGAUGGGAGGAAGGCAGGGGGGAAGAGGACAGGUGGGAUGGGAGGAAGGCAGGGGGGAAGAGGACAGGUGGGAUGGGAGGAAGGCAGGGGUGGAGAGGACAGGUGGGAUGGGAGGAAGGCAGGGGUGGGAGGACAGGUGGGAUGGGAGGAAGGCAGGGGUGGAGAGGACAGGUGGGAUGGGAGGAAGGCAGGGGGGAAGAGGACAGGUGGGAUGGGAGGAAGGCAGGGGGGAAGAGGACAGGUGGGAUGGGAGGAAGGCAGGGGGGAAGAGGACAGGUGGGGAUGGGAGGAAGGCAGGGGGGAAGAGGACAGGUGGGAUGGGAGGAAGGCAGGGGGGAAGAGGACAGGUGGGAUGGGAGGAAGGCAGGGGGGAAGAGGACAGGUGGGAUGGGAGGAAGGCAGGGGGGAAGAGGACAGGUGGGAUGGGAGGAAGGCAGGGGGGAAGAGGACAGGUGGGAUUGGGAGGAAGGCAGGGGGGAAGAGGACAGGUGGGAUGGGAGGAAGGCAGGGGUGGGAUGGGAGGAAGGCAGGGGUGGGAGGCACGUCAGGGACCAUGUGUGUAUAAAACCCUCCUAGACUCUGUCAAACAGGUCCUCAACCUAGCGUGACUUUAUUGCUUUGUUGCAUGUAGAAUGGGCCUUUGAGCUGGAUAUGAACAAGGUGUGUUCUGAAGUUUCUGUUCAAAUGCAGUCAAACCUUGCUGGUUGGGAAAAACAAUAGGAGUUACAGUCUGGAAGACUUCAUAUCAUAACUUUUUAUUUUAUUCUCAUGUUGGUCCCAUGUUAUUCUGCUCUAUGCUAUAGGAUACGUACUACCCCUCUGUCUAUAGGAUACGUACUACCCCCCUCUCUCUCUCUCUCUCUCUCUCUCCUCUCUCUCUCUCUCUCUCUCUCUCUCUCUCUCUCUCGCUCUCUCUCUCUCUCUCUCUCUCUCUCUCUCUCUCGCUCUGUCUCUCUCGUGCUCUCUCUCUCUCUCUCUACAGGCUACAUGCUAACCCUCUCUCUCUCUCGCUCUGUCUCUCUCGUGCUCUCUCUCUCUCUCUCUUUACAGGCUACAUGCUAACCCUCUCUCUCUCUCUCUCUGCAGGCUACAUGCUAACCCUCUCUCUCUCUCUCUCUCUGCAGGCUACGUCAGCCCUGGACACACAGACAGAACGCAACAUCCAGGCCUCACUCUCCAAAGUCUGUACCAACAGGACCACUAUAGUAGUAACACACAGGUAAUGCUUUCAGAAGAGCCAGUUAAUCAUCAGCUGCUCUGAAGUCAACAGGUUUAAUCCUUCCUCUCCCUCAAUGUGUCUCCCAGCCGUCUACGUGUUUACAGUGACCUAAUGUCACAUACUACAAUCAACCCCUAACACUGUGUUGAUAGGAUGUGUGUCUAGGCUUGGGACGACAACAAAGAGAGAAGGGAUCUCUGCUUCAUAUGCCUUUGUAUCUCAGCAUGCGUCCCAAAUGGCACCCUAUUGUAGAUAGUGCACUACUUUUGACCAGAGAGAUACAGGGCUCUGGUCAAAAGUAGUGCACUAUAAAGGGAAUAGGGUUCCAUUUGGGACGUAGUGUCAGUCUCAAGGGCAUGAAAACAUAAAGAGUGCCAGACAGACAGACAUCCUUUGGCCAGCUGCCUCAGCUCUAAAAUCCCCUGAUCUUGUCCUUCAGAUAACAACAUCUAUUGAUGAGGGAUUCAAAUGGGGCCAUCUGGGCAAGAUCGUGAUCAGACGAUCAUUAAAUCACAUUGAUCAGUGUCUGUGUCCUACAUCCUCAAAGUUACUGCUGUUGGUUAAGGAGUAUAUUGUCCUAUGGGCUCUGGCCAAAAGUAGUGCACUAUAUAGUGAAUAGGGUGCCAUUCUCUGGUCUAAAGUAGUGCACUAUAUAGGGAAUAGGGGGCCAUUUGGGACGCAGCCUGGGUGGAAACAAGGAUAUUCAUAUCUUUGACCGAAAUCUAGAUUCAAAAUUGAAGAAAAGUUUAUAGCACCACUAGCGUCUAAUACCGUUAAGUCUUCCACUAGCAUCUAUUUCCGUUAAGAUUAUAGCACCACUAGCAUCUAAUACCGUUAAGAUUAUAGCACCACUAGCAUCUAAUACCGUUGUCUUCGGCUAGCAUCUAAUACUGUUAAGUAUUCCACUAGCAUCUAAUACCGUUAAGAUUAUAGCACCACUAGCAUCUAAUAACGUUAAGAUGGUAGCGCCACUAGCAUCUAAUACCGUUAAGUCUUCCACUAGCUUCUAAUACCGUUAAGAUUAUAGCACCACUAGCAUCUAAUACCGUUAAGAUGAUAGCACCACUAGCAUCUAAUACUGUUAAGUCUUCCACUAGCAUCUAAUACCGUUAAGUCUUCCACUAGCAUCUAAUACCGUUAAGUCUUCCACUAGCAUCUAAUACCCAUUAAGUCUUCCAACGUAGUAGUGCAUUAAUAUUUGACACUAAUUCCUUCUGGUUCACCCAGAGUGUGUUCCUGAAUACCCCUGGUCUGGUCUGCUAGCUAGCUGCUCCGCUCUGACAGGAAACGGUCUGCUAGCUAUCUGCUCUGACAGGAAACGGUCUGCAAGCUAGCUGCUCCGCUCUGACAGGAAACGAUCUGCUAGUUAGCUGCUCCACUCUGACAGGAAAUGGUCUGCAAGCUAGCUGCUCCGCUCUGACAGGAAACGGUCUGCUAGCUAGCUACUCCGCUCUGACAGGAAACAGUCUACUAGCUAGCUAUUUGCUCUGACAGGAAACGGUCUGCUAGCUAUCUGCUCUGCUCUGACAGGAAAUGGUCUGUUAGCUAGCUGCUCCGUUCCGAAGGUAAAGGUCUGCUAGCUACCCUUACGAAAAAAUAUUGCAGUCAGUGUGCAGUAUAACUACAGUAUGCUGCAAAUACUGCGUCCAAAAUAACACAGUUUUUUUACUGCAGUAAUUUUGCAGUAUAACUGCAGUUCAACUGCAGUACACAUCAGUUAUUCUGCAAUUACUGCGUCCAAAAUACCACAGUCGACUGCAGUUACUGAACUUUUACUGCAGUUUCAAAACUGUCAUCUUUUUUUGUAAGGGUAGCUGCUCUGACAGGAAACGGUCUGCUAGCUAGCUGCUCUGACGGACAUGGUCUACUAGCUAGCUGCUCUGACAGGAAACAAUCUGCUAGCUAGGUGCUUUGACAGGAAACAGUCUGCUAGCUAGCUGCUCUGACAGGAAACUGUCUGCUAGGUGGGGUGCUCCAACAGGAAAUGGUCUGCUAGCUAGCUGCUCCACUCCAAUAGGAAACGAUCUGC